Messenger RNA from Triticum dicoccoides, 1145 nucleotides. RefSeq lists its product as uncharacterized. The transcript has a single exon. Lineage: Eukaryota; Viridiplantae; Streptophyta; Magnoliopsida; Poales; Poaceae. The record is from RefSeq and is a predicted model, not a curated record. The coding region runs from base 129 to 785 and encodes 218 amino acids.
CUCGCCACUUCCUACCUCCUCUCUCUCUUCGUCUUCCUCCUCCCGUCUCGCGUACACAACGAGAUAACGUGUGAGGUUUCUGGUUCUUCUCUGCCGGUUUCGGGGAGAGUUCAGCUGAGCUAUCGGCCAUGAUGGAGGCGGCCGCAGCGACGAUGCUGGAGGCCGGGGUGGGGCGGUUUCGUGGGCCGAGCCUCGCGGCGCUGCUCGCGGAGAUGUGGGCGCCGCUGGCCGUGGCGCUGGCGGCGCUCGCGACGCUGCCCAGCCUGCUCGGCAGGCUGCAGGUGCUCAUCCUCCGCCUCCGCUCACGCGGGAAGGAGGUCAUAUCCUCGCACAUCUCCACCUACUACUCGUCCGGGGACGACGAGUCCGACUCCGACGGCGAGGACGAUGAUGAGAGCUCCGAUGAGGCGGCCACCAGCUCGUCCGGCGAGGAGGAGGAGGCCGUGAGGAGGAUCGGGUACUUCGAGGGCGCCGCCGACGGCCUCGACGGCUGCUUCCCGUGGGGCGGCGCCGUCGUGCGGACGUGGCAGGACCUGCCGAGGCGAUUCUCCGGCGUCGGGUGCCGGGGAGGAGCCAGGUUCCCGUCCGGAGGGGGUGUGCAGGCGGUGAGGCUGUGGGGCGCCAGCAUGGCGAGCGGGCAGGGGAGUGGCCAGGCGUGGUGGGACGCCGAUGACAGCGGCCGUGGAGCGGUCGCAGAGGCGGCGCCGGUGGUCCUCGGGUGGCGGCGCGAGCACGCAGCGCGGAGGCGGCAUCGGCCCCUCCGUGUCCUGCCCUCCGCCGAGUAAAAAAAAAGUUUGGAACGGGGAGUGGUAGGUGUGGCCGUGUGAAUGUGAAUAUGCUUGGCGGAGAUGCUGAUUCCCGGGCGGCCCCACCUGUCGGUGGGCCGAAUAAGUGGGUGAUUGCUAGGGGUGGUUAGGGGUUACGUACUAUUCAAACUUUGCUUAUCUGGAAAGCAAGACCCGAAGAUCGGCUCCUGCAGUGCAGUUGGGUCGAUCUUCAUUUGUAGCACUAUUCUUUGAGAUGGAAACGCUCGAUUGCGCGUCGAUCGCUCCUUCUGCCGAAAUUUCCAAUGUUGUGGAAAGUUGUUACUGUUGCUCCUUUUCGGUGGAUUAUGUCGAAGUUAAUAAAACCAUGUUGUCCAUUGA